Molecule: messenger RNA, 870 nt
Organism: Plutella xylostella (diamondback moth)
Lineage: Eukaryota; Metazoa; Arthropoda; Insecta; Lepidoptera; Plutellidae
Product: L-xylulose reductase
Biological process (GO): glucose metabolic process; xylulose metabolic process
Molecular function (GO): L-xylulose reductase (NADPH) activity; carbonyl reductase (NADPH) activity
Source: RefSeq, a predicted model, not a curated record
UGUUUGUGAACAAAUUGAUAACAGUUCAUCUGGCUUGAACUUGCAUAACUGUUAUGAUUAUGCUAGUGAGUAUACCUCACUGUUAAUACUCGUUAUUAAGAAAUUUAAAAAUGAAUAAGUUCAAAGGAAAGCGGGUUCUUGUAACGGGUGGCUGCCAAGGUAUUGGACGCAGCAUAGCUAUCGAGCUAUGGAAGGCAGGAGCGAACGUGGUGGCACUGUCCAACCAGCCAGCUCAGUUGGCCUCCCUGAAGCAACAGUACCCCAGCAUAGACACGGUAGCUGUGGACCUCUGUGAUUGGUCCAAGACCAGGGAAGUCGUGUCUGCACUAGGGGCCUUCGAUUGUCUGGUGAACAACGCUGCCAUUGCCAUCAUUGAGUCCUUUCUUGACUGCAAGCCGGCAAGUUUCGAUAAAACUAUUUCAGUGAACACCAAAGCGGUUCUUAAUAUAUCUCAAAUAGUGAGCAAAACCAUGAUUAAUAGGAAAAUAAAGGGAUCUAUCGUUAACAUCUCUUCUCAGGCUUCCAUUGCAGCGCUAAAAGACCACGCGGCGUACUGCGCGUCCAAAGGCGCCGUGGACUCCCUGACGCGAGUUAUGGCUCUAGAGCUGGGUCCUCACGGCAUCCGCGCCAACACCGUCAACCCCACCGUGGUGCUCACAGACAUGGGCAGGCAGGUGUGGGCCGCGCCCGAGAAGAGUAAAGGCAUGCUGGAUAAGAUACCGCUGGGCAGGUUCGGCGAAGUGUCUGAAGUAGUAAAUACCGUACUAUUCCUACUGAGCGAUGACGCGAGCAUGAUCAAUGGCGUCCACCUACCCGUAGACGGGGGCUUCCUAGCUACAUAAGUCGAUAAAUAAAAGUCUAACAACUCCC